Homarus americanus (American lobster) is the source of this 2493-nucleotide messenger RNA. RefSeq lists its product as uncharacterized. Bases 1 to 2493 code for a protein of 830 amino acids. Lineage: Eukaryota; Metazoa; Arthropoda; Malacostraca; Decapoda; Nephropidae. The transcript is spliced from 4 exons. The record is from RefSeq and is a predicted model, not a curated record.
AUGAGCUUCAAGGUUUUAAAGAUCAAGUUGUUGGCCUUGAGAGCGUUGGAAAAACUGCUGGUGCACGACGAAGGAGGUGCAGUGUCAGCAGAGAUGGUAUCUAUGUCAAGAUGUCAGCAGAGAUCGUACCUGUGUCAAAGUGUCAGCAGAGAUGGUACCUGUGUCAAGUGUCAGCAGGAUGGUACCUGUGUCAAGUGUCAGGAGAUGGUACCUGUGUCAAGUGUCAGCAGAGAUGGUACCUGUGUCAAGUGUCAGCAGAGAUGGUACCUGUAUCAAGUGUCAGCAGAGAUGGUACCUGUGUCAAGUGUCCAGAGAUGGUACCUGUGUCAAGUGUCAGCAGAGAUGGUACCUGUGUCAAGUGUCAGCAGAGAUGGUACUGUGUCAAGUGUCAGCAGAGAUGGUACCUGUGUCAGUGUCAGCAGAGAUCGUACCUGUGCGUGUCAGGCGCAGCAGAGAUGGUACCUGUGUCAGAGUGUCAGUAGAGAUGGUACCUGUGUCAAGUGUCAGCAGAGAUGGUACCUGUGUCAGAGUGUCAGCAGAGAUGGUACCUGUGUCAGGUGUCAGCAGAGAUGGUACCUGUGUCAAGUGUCAGCAGAGAUGGUACCUGUGUCAAGUGUCAGCAGAGAUGGUACCUGUGUCAAGUGUCAGCAGAGAUGGUACCUGUGUCAAGUGUCAGCAGAGAUGGUACCUGUCAAGUGUCAGCAGAGAUGGUACCUGUGUCAAGUGUCAGCAGAGAUGGUACCUGUGUCAAGUGUCAGCAGAGAUGGUACCUGUGUCAAGUGUCAGCAGAGAUGGUACCUGUGUCAAGUGUCAGCAGAGAUGGUACCUGUGUCAAGUAUCCGAGAUGGUACCUGUGUCAAGUGUCAGCAGAGAUGGUACCUGUGUCAAGUGUCAGCAGAGAUGGUACCUGUGUCAGGAAGUCUCAGCAGAGAUGGUACCUGUGUCAAGUGUCAGCAGAGAUGGUACCUGUGUCAAGUGUCAGCAGAGAUGGUACCUGUGUCAGAGUGUCAGCAGAGAUGGUACCUGUGUCAAGUGUCAGCAGAGAUGGUACCUGUGUCAAGUGUCAGCAGAGAUGGUACCUGUGUCAAGUGUCAGCAGAGAUGGUACCUGUGUCAGAUGUCAGCAGAGAUGGUACCUGUGUCAAGUGUCAGCAGAGAUGGUACCUGUGUCAAGUGUCAGCAGAGGAGUACCUGUAUCAAGAUGUCAGCAGAGAUGGUACCUGUGUCAAGUGUCAGCAGAGAUGGUACCUGUCAAGAUGUCAGCAGAGAUGGUACCUGUGUCAAGUGUCAGCAGAGAUGGUACCUGUAUCAAGUGUCAGCAGAGAGAUGGUACCUGUGUCAAGUGUCAGCAGAGAUGGUACCUGUGUCAAGUGUCAGUAGAGAUGGUACCUGUAUCAAGUGUCAGAGAGAUGGUACCUGUAAUGUCAGCAGAGAUGGUACCUGUGUCAAGUGUCAGCAGAGAUGGUACCUGUGUCAGAUGUCAGCAGAGAGAUGGUACCUGUGUCAAGGUGUCAGCAGAGAUGGUACCUGUGUCAAGUGUCAGCAGAGAUGGUACCUGUGUCAAGUGUCAGCAGAGAUGGUACCUGUGUCAAGAUGUCAGCAGAGUGGUACCUGUGUCAAGUGUCAGCAGAGAUGGUACCUGUGUCAAGAUGUCAGCAGAGAUGGUACCUGUGUCAAGUGUCAGCAGAGAUGGUACCUGUGUCAGAUGUCAGCAGAGAUGGUACCUGUGUCAAGUGUCAGCAGAGAUGGUACCUGUGUCAAGAUGUCCAGAGAUGGUACCUGUGUCAAGUGUCAGCAGAGAUGGUACCUGUGUCAAGAUGUCAGGAGAUGGUACCUGUGUCAAGUGUCAGCAGAGAUGGUACCUGUGUCAAGUGUCAUGAGAUGGUCUUCAAGUGUCGGAAGAUGGUACCUGUGUCAAGUGUCAGCAGAGAUGGUACCUGUGUCAAGAUGUCAGCAGAGAGUAUUGUCAAGUGUCGAGUGGCUGUUCAGUGUCAGCAGAGAUGGUCCUUGGUCAGAGAGAUGGUACCUGUGUCAAGUGUCAGCAGAGAUGGUACCUGUGUCAAGUGUCAGCAGAGAUGGUACCUGUGUCAAGUGUCAGCAGAGAUGGUACCUGUGUCAAGUGUCAGCAGAGAUGGUACCUGUGUCAAGUGUCCAGAGAUGGUACCUGUGUCAAGAUGUCGCAGAGAUGGUACCUGUGUCGAUGUCCAGAGAUGGUACCUGUGUCAAGUGUCAGCAGAGAUGGUACCUGUGUCAAGAUGUCAGCAGAGAUGGUACCUGUGUCAAGUGUCAGCAGAGAUGGUACCUGUGUCAAAUGUCAGCAGAGAUGGUACCUGUGUCAGUGUCAGUAGAGAUGGUACCUGUGUCAAGUGUCCAGAGAUGGUACCUGUGUCAAGUGUCAGCAGAGAUGAGUUCAUAUGACAGCAGUAUUUUGAUCAUGUUGCAAGUUCAUAUGACAGCAGUGACUAUUGUUGAUCAUGUUGCAAGAUUCAGAUGA